Messenger RNA from Peronospora matthiolae, 567 nucleotides. The record is from the annotation of a GenBank genome assembly. NCBI's taxonomy places the organism in Eukaryota, Oomycota, Peronosporomycetes, Peronosporales, Peronosporaceae.
AUGAAUAUGUUAGAUGAUGAAGAUGACCAAAGCUUUCACGCUACGCGUGCCGGCUACUCCCAUUUGAGCAAUGUCGAAUGGGAUGCGGUCGAACGAAUGGGUUCAACCAUGGGCAUCCAUGCUGUUAGCGUCAUGCUAGAGGCUCUCAAUAGAGAUGCCCAACAUGCUACUAUCGCCAAGUUCAUUCAAAAUGAACUUGACGCUGAACGCGAGAAAGUAGCCUUGCUUCACCAACAAGGUUCUCAACAAGCAGAGUUGUUGAGAGAACAGGGUGCUCAACAGUUUGAACUGUUGAGACAGCAGCAGGCUGCUGCUGGUGGGUCGAUGCACUCGCGUCGACCCGAGACCUUGAAGAUUGACAUCCCCAAGUAUAGGGGAGUCGAAGAGGACUCCCUCCUGAGAUGGUUCGUCGAAUUGGAUGACGCCAUAAGGGCGCGUCGCAUCGACGAUGGGGAAAUGCAAGUUGCAUUUGCCCAGUCAAAUCUGGCAGGACGUGCCAAGACUUGGGCUUUGGGGCUCAAGUUGCACGACCCAUAUGCGUUUGGGUCGUUAGAAGUCUUCAAGUAG